AAGAAUAUCUGCCAGCGGCCAACUCUCCUGUCUCCUAAAUGACAGAAUUCAUUUCUCUAGUCUUUCUUCCCCCGUCUCUCUAGACUUGUUUCUGAAGUCUCACAAUGGCUCUACAUCAACACCAUUUUCAGCAACACUACCAGCAAACUCAGCCACAACAACACUCAAAAAAUUUCAGGAACUUAUAUUCAAUCGACGGUCAGAUUUCGCCUUCGGUAGCUUAUUACAACACAGCAAAUAAUCUACCGGAUCAGUCUCAGCAUCCUCCAUAUAUUCCUCCCUUUCAUGUUGUUGGGUUUGCUCCUGGUCCUGUCAAUGCAACAGACGGUAGUGAUGGAGGAGUAGAUUUGCAGUGGAACUACAGUUGGGAACCAAAGCGGAAAAAAUUAAAGGAACAGGAUUUUUUGGAGAACAAUUCGCAGAUUUCAUCGGUUGAUCUCUUGCAAGCACGACCUGUGUCAACUGGAUUAGGUUUGUCACUUGACAAUACAGGAAUGGCUUCUUCUGCUGACUCGGCUAUUUUGUCACUCAUCAGUGAUGACACUGAUAGUGAACUACAGCGACAGGAUGUUUAGAUUGAUAGAUUCCUCAAACUUCAGGUCUGUUCUUUUUUAAAGAUUCUGUAAGGUAUCAAUUUCUAUGUUAUUAGAAAGAGUAAUCAAUUUCCAGAAUGGCCCUUGAUUUUGUUUUGGAGCAA
This is a messenger RNA of Mangifera indica (mango), 697 nucleotides long. RefSeq lists its product as uncharacterized. The coding region runs from base 105 to 575 and encodes 156 amino acids. The transcript is spliced from 3 exons. NCBI's taxonomy places the organism in Eukaryota, Viridiplantae, Streptophyta, Magnoliopsida, Sapindales, Anacardiaceae. The record is from RefSeq and is a predicted model, not a curated record.